This is a messenger RNA of Bombina bombina (fire-bellied toad), 1904 nucleotides long. RefSeq names its product lipoic acid synthetase (gene LIAS). Gene Ontology annotation, cellular component: mitochondrion. The record is from RefSeq and is a predicted model, not a curated record. The coding region runs from base 161 to 1282 and encodes 373 amino acids. NCBI's taxonomy places the organism in Eukaryota, Metazoa, Chordata, Amphibia, Anura, Bombinatoridae. The transcript has 11 exons. Gene Ontology annotation, molecular function: lipoate synthase activity; 4 iron, 4 sulfur cluster binding. Gene Ontology annotation, biological process: lipoate biosynthetic process.
GCUUUGGAAAUGUUUGACAGCUAGUCGUGCAAAUUAUGGAGGAAAAAUAUUUUUCUUGACAGACAUUGGUAGUCGAUAGCCGAAUACUGAUUCUUUAGUUAGUGCCCUUCGUAUUUAACUUCUGUAUGUCUGUUUCAUUUGGAAUCUAAGCUCAGCUUUUAUGAUGAGACUCUGCGGGCUUCGGAGAGGCUCCCAUUUACUCCGUGCAAGCGGGUUAACAGAAUUUAACAUUCAGUACAGAGCAUGGGCCAGUCUACCUGAUGAAAAGAAAGACUUUAUUCAGAACGGGCCAGACCUGCAGGAUUUCUUAUCAGGGGACUUAAAAGACAAGAGUUUGUGGUCUGAGUACAGAGGCAACUUAAAGCGACAUAAAGGAGAGAGAUUAAGGCUCCCUCCUUGGUUAAAGACUGAAAUUCCAAUAGGUAAAAACUACAAUAAACUGAAAACCACUUUGCGGUCACUAAACCUUCACACUGUGUGUGAGGAAGCUCGGUGUCCUAACAUAGGAGAAUGCUGGGGAGGAGGAGAAUAUGGCACAGCAACAGCUACAAUCAUGUUAAUGGGUGACACGUGCACCAGAGGAUGUCGGUUUUGUUCAGUAAAAACAGCAAGGAAUCCACCUGCCCUGGAUCCCAAUGAGCCAUACAACACAGCUAAAGCCAUUGCAGAGUGGGGGCUGGAUUAUGUGGUACUGACUUCAGUGGACAGAGAUGACAUCUCUGAUGGAGGAGCUGAACAUUUUGCAAAAACAGUGUCUCUUUUGAAGGAAAGAAGCUCUAAGAUUCUCGUUGAAUGUCUAACACCAGAUUUCCGUGGGGAUCUAAAUGCUGUUGAGAAAGUGGCAAAGUCUGGUUUGGAUGUUUAUGCUCAUAAUGUGGAGACUGUACCGGAAUUGCAGAGGCAAGUGCGGGACCCACGUGCUAACUUUGAGCAGUCUUUACGUGUUUUGAAACAUGCCAAAAGUGUACAGCCUGACAUCAUAUCCAAGACUUCCAUUAUGCUUGGCUUAGGGGAGACAGAUGAACAAGUCUACAAUACAAUGAAAGCUUUGCGAGAUGCAGGUGUAGACUGCUUGACACUCGGGCAGUACAUGCAACCAACAAAGCGUCACCUUAAGGUUGAAGAAUAUAUUACUCCUGAAAAGUUCAAACACUGGGAAGCUCUUGGUACUGAAUUAGGUUUUCUUUACACCGCAAGUGGACCUCUUGUACGGUCGUCUUACAAAGCAGGUGAAUUCUUUUUGAAAAACUUGGUUGAAAAAAGAAAAACUAAAGCCAUUUAAAGUGUUGUGAGUGAGACGGUUAAUCCAUAGCAGAAAACGUACCAGCUUAUUAAUGGAUAAAAUACUCCAGAUGUUGUGAAUAACUGCAAGUUUAGCCGGAUAGCUUCCUGGAAGGUUAAUCUGCAGGAGAUAUGGGGAAAUACAGUGCUGAAUGCAGAAAUUCUAAUUGAAUAUAUUUUUCAGGUCAUUACACAGGUUAACAAUACCGGUGUAUGUCUCAGAGCAACGCGCCCAGUGAAACUCUACAUGAAACGUAUACAAUUAUAAAUUCAAAUUAAUAUUAUAAUAUUACAUAGCAACAUGUUUAAUGUAACUGCUAAUUUCAUGUGAUAUAAGUAUAUUUAAUUGAUAGUUUAUAAGAUAAAUAAGCUUUCUGUUACUUUAUAUUAUUUCCUCGCGUUUACUAGAUGCAUAGCAGAAAUAUUAAAAUGUGUUUCUCACCAGUGAACACUUUUAUGGCGCUGCCUAUAAACCAAGGACAUUUCUAAUCAGGUUCCUGUAGGUCAAUAUACAGUGUGUGUGUGUGAGUGUGCGCCUAUAUGUGUAAAAUGUAUAUGUAAACACUUCCAAGCAACUUGUCACUUCUUAAACAUUAAAAAUAAAAGUAAUUUAUGCCUCCUCA